AUGCCAAAAGUAAAUCCCAGGGUGAUAUUCUCAGGCAUCCAGCCCACGGGCGUGCCACACCUCGGCAACUACGUCGGCGCCCUCCGGCAGUGGGUACAACUCCAGCGCAGCGAGGAAGCGAGCACAAAGCUCAUCUACUCGGUCGUGGACCUGCACGCCAUCACCAUGCCUCAGCCUCCGGAACAGCUGAGGAGUAGGAAGAGAGAGGCAUUGGCUGCAUUGCUGGCUAUUGGGAUUGAUCCGGAGAGGGCGACGUUGUUUUACCAGUCUUCGGUCCCAGCACACUCAGAGCUCAUGUGGAUUCUCAGCUGUACAGCCUCUACUAACAAGUCCAAGAGCAAGUUGAACCUUGACCAAAAGUCAUCUAUCGAGGAUCGACAAGCUGGAUCCCGCCUCAAGCUCGGCCUCUUCUCAUACCCAGUCCUCCAGGCCGCAGACAUUCUCGUCCACAGGUACUCAACUCAUGUACCUGUUGGUCAUGAUCAGCAGCAGCACCUAGAGUUUGCCCGUGAAUGUGCCACAAACUUCAACCACGCCUACGGGAACCAUCUCGUUGCCCCCCAAACCCUCAUCCCCCCUGUCCACCGCGUCAUGUCUUUGACAGACCCAACCUCAAAAAUGUCCAAGUCUCACAAGGCUGAGAAGUCACGGAUCGUUAUCACCGAUGCGCCCAAGGACAUCAAGGCCAAGAUUUCUUCUGCAAAGACGGACUCGAUCCCAGGUAUCUCAUAUGAUCCUGCUACUAGGCCGGGCAUCUCCAACCUGCUGGAUAUCCUAUCCAUAUUCGACGCCGAAGGGAGACAGGCGGCGCAGCUGGCUGAGGCUUACAGUGAUCUCAGCCCCAAACAGCUCAAGGAGAUGGUAUCAGAUGCCGUUGUUACCGGGUUGGACGGCAUCCAUGAUCGUUACCUCGAGCUGGUGGGUAAGGGAGACGAGUAUCUCGACAGCAUCGAGGCAGUAGGCGCCCGCAAGGCACGAGAGAGCGCCGAAGAGACGAUGCAGCUGGUCCGAGGAGCCAUUGGAUUCUAA
Molecule: messenger RNA, 1029 nt
Organism: Fusarium vanettenii 77-13-4
Lineage: Eukaryota; Fungi; Ascomycota; Sordariomycetes; Hypocreales; Nectriaceae
Product: tryptophan--tRNA ligase
Exons: 5
Coding region: 1-1029 (342 amino acids)
Biological process (GO): mitochondrial tryptophanyl-tRNA aminoacylation
Cellular component (GO): mitochondrion; mitochondrial matrix
Molecular function (GO): tryptophan-tRNA ligase activity; ATP binding
Source: RefSeq, a predicted model, not a curated record